ACUACAGGUAUCGAAAAGAUGAAAUCUUCAAACGAUUAAAGGUGACUACUUUUGCACAACUGGUUCUUCAGGUAGCCCUUUCUUCAGUCAGGAAUCACAGUGAGGCCGAUGACGUGUCACACAUCCCACAAGAUAGUCUGUCCAUGGUAUCUGAUGAAGGCCAGGAGUGUCCUUCAGAAUACACCACUGACUCUGCUUUGAUGGUGCCCCCCCUCUCACAAUGUCAGGAUUCAGGAGACAGCAAGGAUAUAUGCCACUCUGCCAGGUCAAAACUCCUAAAUGUCAUCAGUGGUGUUGGAGAGCUGAAUAUAGAUGAAGUUAUUCAGCACAAGGCCAGUGAGUUGGUGUCCAGCCCUGCCCCAGUUAACGUGCCGUAUCCGGACUGCCCCUACCUACUGCUGGACAUGCGGGACCACGAGCAGUAUGACCGUUGUCACAUCAUCAGCGCACAAAGUUUUCCUGUUGCCAGACUGUCCCGAACAAUGAACCCCUACAGCAAAGAAAUGCUGGAAUAUAAAAAUGCACAAGGGAAGAUCAUUGUUGUGUAUGAUGAAGAUGAGAUGAUAGCCAGCCAGGCGGCUACUGUCAUGUGUCAACGAGGAUUUGAGAAUCUCUUUUUGCUCAGUGGAGGUCUCAAGGUCAUCGCUCAGAAGUUUCCAUGUGGAAUGACGACAGGCUCCUUCCCAGUCUCAUGCUUGUCCUCCCCCAGUUCAAAAGGCAGGAAAUGCUCUGUUUUACAGCAGCCAGCAGAGAGGAGGUGCAGGUUCACAUUCAGUGAGCUGGCAAACAUCCAAGAGCAACUAGAGGAGACACUCAUUCCUAACAAGUCCAACAGCUGUAUGUCCAGCUGCUCGACAACCAGCAGUACCUGCUCAGCAGCCUCCAGUCGUCUGAGUUUGUCCUCCUCCAUCAGAAACAGCUCCAGAGUUCACAGCAGUAGACCCUGGAAAUGAUCUCAUCUGUCCGUAACAUCAAACAUACCUUCACCAUAAAGUUUAUGUGGUGUUUCUCUAAUUACCUUUGGCUUCAAAAUGCAAAAUGUUGCAAAUAAUUUAGGUUUUUAUUAGGAACCUGUUAUCUAGACAAGAAUGAAAUAACAUUUUAAAAAUAUAGAAGCAAUGCAGACAUUUGAUUUGAGGGUUUGAUGUGUUUUUGCUGUCUAAAUAAACGGUGUGCAUUUGACCACUUGUGUAAUGCCUCUUCUGUGAACAUGAAAAAUAAAACCUUUUUCAAAUCA
Austrofundulus limnaeus is the source of this 1237-nucleotide messenger RNA. RefSeq names its product centrosomal protein 41 (gene cep41). Gene Ontology annotation, biological process: cilium assembly. Lineage: Eukaryota; Metazoa; Chordata; Actinopteri; Cyprinodontiformes; Rivulidae. The record is from RefSeq and is a predicted model, not a curated record. Gene Ontology annotation, cellular component: ciliary basal body.